AUUGAGUUGAAAUAAAAUAGCCGCCCACUCAGUUAGCUCCAUCUGGAAAAUGCGGGGGUUAAACUCCUUGCAUGUCGUUCAACCUCGGAUGGCUGCUCCUUACCGACCGAGCCUCGGAGGCUUCGUAUGAUCAAGCGCUCUUCAGCAACCUCAAAAAGGCCUCUACCACACAUACCCUAUCAUUCACAACCCCAUCAACCCAGAUCCUCAGAAAACAUGACUCAAACCACCCAAGGCAACGCCUACGUCCUUGGCGUCGGCAUGGCAGCCUUCCUCAAGCCGCGCGCCACAAGAAUGUACACAGAGCUGGCCUUCGAAGCAGGCGUCAAGGCCAUGCUGGAUGGGCACAUCACCUACGACGACGUCGAGGCCGGAGUGGCCUGCUACACAUCCGGGUCGACGUGCAGCGGCCAGCGGGUUUUCUACCAGUUCGGCAUGACCGAUAUCCCGAUCUACAAUACCAACAAUGCCUGUGCGACCGGGUCGACCGGUCUGCAUCUUGCGCGGACGUUCGUCAAGUCCGGGGCCCAUGACUGUGUGAUGGUCGUGGGCUUCGAGCAGAUGAAUGCAGGCCCGCUGGUUAGCAAUGUCACGGAUCGACCGACGCCGUUGGACUUGAGCAUUGAUUUGAUGCAAUCGGCCUGGGGGAAGAAUGAUGCUCCCAGGAAUCCGCAGAUGUUUGGGAAUGCGGGGAGGGAGUAUAUGGAGAAGUGCGGUGCUUCAGUUGAAGACUUCGCUGAGAUCGCGCGCAUCUCGCACGAGCACUCAUCUCGCAACCCUUACGCCCAGUUCCAGAACGUCUACUCAUUAGAAGAGAUCCAAAAGUCACCGAUGAUCUACUACCCACUCACGAAGCUGCAAUGCUCACCCACAUCCGACGGCGCCGCGGCUGCCAUCAUCGUAUCCCAGAAAUUCCUCGACGCGCGACCAGAGCUCAAGUCCCACGCCAUCCUGAUAGCUGGCCAAUCGCUCAAGACAGACAGCCCGGCCCUAUACUCCGGCAGUGCUCUAGACCUAGUAGGGUACGAGAUGACACGCCGAGCCACCGCCGCCGCACUGAGCGAAGCAGGCGCCACACCCCGGGACAUCCGAGUCUGCGAACUCCACGACUGUUUCUCCGCCAACGAGCUCAUCUCGCUCGACGCCAUGGGGUUCUGCGAGCGCGGGAAGGUGCACCACCUCGUUCGAAACGGAGACAUCACGUACGGCGGCAAAGGACCCAUCGUCAACCCGUCGGGCGGACUUAUUUCGAAAGGCCACCCCCUGGGCGCGACGGGGGUAGCGCAGUGCGCGGAACUGACAUGGCAGCUGCGUGGAUGGGCGAAUAACGGCCGUUUGGUCAGGGAGACGGAUGUCGCUUUGCAGCAUAAUCUUGGUCUUGGCGGGGCGAUUGUGGUUACGGUGUAUAGGCGUGCGGACGGCAAGAGGAAUUCGGAUAUCGUGGUUGAGGAGAAGGAUAUUGCAGAGAUCAGCGGUCUAGGGUAUAAUCCCGCCACUGAGGCUAGGUACGUGACUCGUGAGCAGGCGCAGUCUGUUCGGAGCAAGAAGGCUGCCAGCGAGUAUGCCUUGUCGGAUACGUUGGAUAAGAUCACCGCGAGGCUGUAGGUUAUGGUUCUAGCUGUGAAAUUGUGGCGGAUUGCAAUAUACUUUAGGAGCUAAUUGGGAAUCCCAUUUCUG
This is a messenger RNA of Aspergillus steynii IBT 23096, 1677 nucleotides long. RefSeq names its product acetyl-CoA acetyltransferase. NCBI's taxonomy places the organism in Eukaryota, Fungi, Ascomycota, Eurotiomycetes, Eurotiales, Aspergillaceae. The transcript is spliced from 2 exons. Bases 217 to 1605 code for a protein of 462 amino acids. The record is from RefSeq and is a predicted model, not a curated record. Gene Ontology annotation, molecular function: acyltransferase activity, transferring groups other than amino-acyl groups.